AUGGACAUGGAAAUGGACAUGGAAAUGGACAUAGAAAUGGACAUGGAAAUGGACAUGGAAAUGAACAUGGAAAUGGACAUGGAAAUGGACAUGGAAAUGGACAUGGAAAUGGACAUGGAAAUGGACAUGGAAAUGGACAUGCAAAUGGACAUGGAAAUGGACAUGGAAAUGGACAUGGAAAUGGACAUGGAAAUGGACAUGGAAAUGGACAUGGAAAUGGACAUGGAAAUGGACAUGAAAAUGGACAUGGCAAUGGACAUGGAAAUGGACAUGGAAAUGGACAUGAAAAUGGACAUGGCAAUGGACAUGGCAAUGGACAUGGAAAUGAACAUGGAAAUGGUCAUGGAAAUGGACAUGGAAAUGGACAUGGAAAUGGACAUGGAAAUGGACAUGGAAAUGGACAUGAAAAUGGACAUGGCAAUGGACAUGGAAAUGGACAUGGAAAUGGACAUGAAAAUGGACAUGGCAAUGGACAUAGCAAUGGACAUGGCAAUGGACAUGGAAAUGGACAUGGAAAUGGACAUGGAAAUGGACAUGGAAAUGUACAUGGAAAUGGACAUGGAAAUGGACAUGGAAAUGGACAUGGAAAUGGACAUGGAAAUGGACAUGGAAAUGGACAUGGAAGUGGACAUGGAAAUGGACAUGGAAAUGGACAUGGAAGUGGACAUGGAAAUGGACAUGGAAAUGGACAUGGAAAUGGACAUGGAAAUGGACAUGGAAAUGGACAUGGAAAUGGACAUGGAAAUGGACAUGGAAAUGGACAUGGAAAUGGACAUGGAAAUGGACAUGGAAAUGGACAUGGAAAUGGACAUGGAAAUGGACAUGGAAAUGGACAUGGAAAUGGACAUGGAAAUGGACAUGGAAAUGGACAUGGAAAUGGACAUGGAAAUGGACAUGGAAAUGGACAUGAAAAUGGACAUGAAAAUGGACAUGGAAAUGGACAUGGAAAUGGACAUGGAAAUGGACAUGGCAAUGGACAUGGAAAUGGACAUGGAAAUGGACAUGGAAAUGGACAUGGAAAUGGACAUGGAAAUGGACAUGGAAAUGGACAUGGAAUGA
Molecule: messenger RNA, 1059 nt
Organism: Ochlerotatus camptorhynchus
Lineage: Eukaryota; Metazoa; Arthropoda; Insecta; Diptera; Culicidae
Exons: 1
Coding region: 1-1059 (352 amino acids)
Source: RefSeq, a predicted model, not a curated record